Molecule: messenger RNA, 2985 nt
Organism: Eutrema salsugineum
Lineage: Eukaryota; Viridiplantae; Streptophyta; Magnoliopsida; Brassicales; Brassicaceae
Product: protein SPA1-RELATED 4
Exons: 7
Coding region: 363-2765 (800 amino acids)
Biological process (GO): photomorphogenesis; protein phosphorylation
Molecular function (GO): ATP binding; protein kinase activity; protein binding
Source: RefSeq, a predicted model, not a curated record
UCGAUUUUCUCGGUGCCUCUCAAGUCCCAAAUACUUCUUAUCUUCUUUUUUUCUCCUCUUGCCAUUCUUUUAUUGCUUCUAGAGUUUAGUGGUCAAGAAGCUUCCUCGUGUUUGUCUCUGUAUGCAAUCAAAGGUUGCAUUUUUUUCGGAUGUAUAUCUGAUUUUGGUGUUUUCUGUCAUAGGGUCUUUUAAAAAUCUUUACUUUCUUUGUAAUUUCUUUGCUUUUUCGACUCUUGCUAAGAGUUUUUUUUGGGAUGAGAUCAUGAAAUGGUUGGCGCUGGAGUUAUGAAGUAUUGGAGAAACCGGUGGAGUUAUCGGAUACUUGGCUGUGUAUUUGGUAAUUUCCGGUUAGCUUUUGGUGGAUGAUUUUGAUCAAAUCAAAUAUGGAGGGUUCUUCAGAAUCUAAUUCCAGAGGAUUGAACACCUCUGGGGUUUCAGAGUUCUUACCAACUGAGAGAAUGAUUACAGAUCGUUCUAAGUCCUUUUCUCACAUUGGUCAUGUUAGAAGCUUACUUGGUUCACACAUGGAAGAUAACUUGAGACUUGAUAAUGACUCUAUUGUGAGAGCUUUCGAAUCUGAGGAUGUUAGCUUGCGUCAGUGGCUAGACAUUCCAGACCGAUCCGUUGAUGCUUUCGAGUGUUUUCACGUUUUCAGACAAAUCGUUGAGAUUGUGAAUGUAGCUCACUCUCAAGGCAUUGUUGUUCAUAAUGUCAGGCCAUCUUGUUUUGUUAUGUCUUCAUUUAACCAUGUUUCGUUUAUUGAAUCCGCUUCUUGUUCGGAUUCCGGGUCUGAUGAGGAAAGUCCAAAGGAAAGAACAACAAAGUCUCAAGAGAUAAUUCGUAGCUCGAGAAAAGGGGAGUUUCAAGAGAAGAAACAACCUUUUCCUAUGAAACAGAUCUUAGCAAUGGAGAUGAGUUGGUAUACAAGUCCUGAAGAAGAUAAUAGUUCUUCUGAUACUUGUGCUUCUGAUGUUUAUCGUCUUGGUGUUCUUCUCUUUGAGCUAUUUUGCCCUGUCUCCUCCAGAGAAGAGAAGUCAAGGACUAUGUCUAAUUUAAGACAUCGUGUUCUUCCACCUCAGAUAUUGCUCAAUUGUCCUAAAGAAGCUUCCUUUUGCUUGUGGUUACUGCAUCCCGAGCCUAGCUAUCGACCAUCGAUGAGUGAAUUGCUACAAAGUGAGUUUAUCAACGAACCUAGAGAGAAUUUGGAAGAACGUGAAGCUGCAAUAGAGCUACGGGAUAGAAUCGAGGAACAGGACUUACUGCUUGAGUUCUUGAUGCUGAUUCAACAAAGAAAGGAUGAAGUUGCAGGCAAAUUGCGGGAUACGAUUUCGCUUCUUUCUUCCGACAUUGAUCAAGUCGUAAAGCGACAGUUGGUUUUGAAGCAAAAAGGGAAUGAUGUCCAUUCGUUCUUGGUCUCAAGAAAACGGAUUAGACAAGGAGUUGAGGGAGUUGCAACAGAGGAAAAUGAGGAUAAUACCAUUGAUGAGGAACCUAAGCUUGAUGAAACUCUGGGAAGCACGCUUCUUGAAAGCUCUAGGUUAAUGAGAAAUCUCAAGAAACUGGAAUCAGUCUACUUUGCAACAAGAUACAGACAAAUCAAGGCUGCUUCUGAAAAACCGUUGGCUAGAUAUUAUUCUGCAUUGAGUAGUGAUGGUAGAACGUCAGAGAAAAGUUCAGUAAGCAACCCGACACAACAACUCAAAGAUCCCAUCAAUGAAUCGAGACAAGGCGGGUGGAUCGAUCCAUUUUUAGAGGGUUUGUGCAAGUAUUUAACUUUCAGUAAGCUAAGAGUGAAAGCGGAUUUGAAGCAAGGAGAUUUGUUGAACUCAUCCAACCUCAUAUGCGCAAUUGGUUUUGACCGUGAUGGGGAGUUUUUCGCCACGGCUGGUGUCAACAAGAAAAUCAAGAUAUUUGAAUGUGAGUCGAUAAUAAACGAUGGCCGUGACAUUCACUACCCGGUGGUGGAACUAGCCUGCCGGUCUAAGCUAAGUGGUAUAUGUUGGAACAGCUAUAUCAAAAGCCAAAUUGCGUCAAGUAACUUUGAAGGCGUGGUUCAGGUGUGGGAUGUUGCAAGAAGCCAAUUGGUUACAGAGAUGAAGGAGCACGAGAAACGUGUAUGGUCCAUCGACAUUCCAUCAGCAGAUCCAACAUUGUUAGCCAGCGGUAGCGAUGAUGGUUCUGUUAAGCUAUGGAGUAUCAAUCAGGGGAUGAGUAUUGGAACCAUCAAGACAAAGGCAAAUGUAUGUUGUGUCCAGUUUCCGUCAGACUCGGGUCGGUCUAUAGCAUUCGGUUCAGCAGAUCACAAAGUUUACUACUAUGAUUUAAGACACCCCAAGCUUCCACUUUGCACAAUGAUGGGUCACACCAAGACCGUGAGUUAUGUCAGGUUUGUAGAUUCAUCAACACUUGUGUCUUCUUCGACGGAUAACACGCUGAAGUUAUGGGACUUAUCGAUGUCUAAUUCCUGUGUUAAUGAAAAGCCUGUUCACUCAUUCAUGGGACACACUAAUGUAAAGAACUUUGUUGGAUUAUCGGUCUCUGACGGGUAUAUAGCUACAGGCUCGGAGACUAAUGAGGUUUUUGUGUACCACAAGGCAUUUCCAAUGCCGGUUUUGUCAUACAAUUUCAAAACUAUAGACCCUGUGUCUGGGCUCGAAAUAGACGAUGCAUCGCAGUUCAUAUCAUCCGUCUGCUGGCGCGGACAUUCUUCCACCAUAGUCGCAGCAAACUCCACCGGCAACAUCAAGAUUCUGGAGAUGGUAUGAACAAAUGUGACUCAGGGGCAAAAUGGUAUUUUCCAGAGAUUUCUCAUUCUUGAUUUUGAGUGAUAUAGGAAACAAUUUUGGGAGAGGGAGAGAGAGUAGGAAAUUUGUUGUUAUUAUAGAAGUGUGUAUAUAGAAGAAUAUGUGAUCUUUGUAUCUGUAUAGAACUUAUUGUAAGCCCCAAUGAAACCACUAGGUCACUUGAGAUACAAGUAAUCUUUAA